Messenger RNA from Cherax quadricarinatus, 21442 nucleotides. Lineage: Eukaryota; Metazoa; Arthropoda; Malacostraca; Decapoda; Parastacidae. The record is from RefSeq and is a predicted model, not a curated record.
AUGUACAAUUAUAUGACACUUACCUUUAUUGAAGAUCUGGUGAUGAUUGAUAGGAUGGGAGGAGGGGAGACUGUGGAUGAUGUUAGUGUUUAGAAGGUGAAUCCCCUUCCAUUAGGACUUGAGGUGUCGAGUCCUUUUCCGGGGUUACUUCCCUUCUUCUUUUAAUGCCACUAGGACCAGCUUGAGAGUCACUGGACCUCUGUCGCACAACAUAUCUGUCCAGAGAGGCCUGUACCUCCCGUUCCUUUAUGACAUUCCUAAAGCAUUUCACAACAUUGUCAGUGUCACAAUUAAACACUUGUUCAGGUUUCAAUUCUUCACUGUCUAUGUACUCCUUGAAUUCCUGCACAUAUUUUUCAGCUGCUUUUUGGUCCAAACUGGCAGCCUCACCAUGCCUUAUCACACUGUGUAUGCCACUACGAUUCUUAAAUCUCUCAAACCAACCUUUGCUGGCCUUAAAUUCACUCACAUCACCACUAGUUGCAGGCAUUUUUCUAAUUAAAUCCUCAUGCAACUUCCUAGCCUUUUCACAUAUGAUCACUUGAGAGAUGCUAUCUCCUGCUAUCUGUUUUUCGUUUAUCCACACCAAUAACAGUCUCUCAACAUCUUCUAUCACUUGCGAUCUCAGUUUCGAAAACAUAGUUGCACCUUUGGCAAGAACAGCUUCCUUGAUUGCCAUUUUCUUGGCCACAAUAGUAGCGAUGGUUGAUUGGGGUUUUGUGUACAACCUGGCCAGCUUGGAGACACACACUCCACUUUCAUACUUAGCAAUGAUCUCUUUCUUCAUAUCCAUAGUAAUUCUCACCCUUUAUGCUGUGGAGUUGGCACUAGAAGCUUUCUUGGGACCCAUGGUGACUUAUUUUGCAGGUGCAAUCACUAAAAAACGCUGUGAUAAUAUGAAAUGUUCCGAUUGUAUGUUUGGAUGGGACCGCGGUGGCUGGCUGGCUUGUAAACACUGUCCACAAGUGGACGCGUCUCAGACGGAACGAAUCAUGUUGGUCGAGUUUUUUAGCGCUAGUCAAGGCAAAAUUUUUGCAUUAAAAUGUAUCGCUAGUCAGAUUUAACGUUAGACGAUGCCAUCGUUGGUCGAGGGUCCACUGUACAUGAGUGGGUGUGAGUUGAACCUGACUAGCUUGUGCUGCUGGGUCUGGUGCCGUGCUCCUUCCUUGAGUGGAGGUGACCAGACUGGGUGGGUCAUUGUGCUAAUCUGGGGGGGGGGGAGACAUGGACCUGCUCCGCAUGAGUCAUUAGGCCUGUUGCAGUGUUCCUUCUUUCUUAUGUCACCUGUGCACCAUUUAUAACAUUUUUAGUAUAUCUAAAUUAUAACUAGGCAUUAAAUAUUGGUGUAGUUAAGGUAGGAUUUCAGAUAUGCAAGUGCAUGAUCUCUGAUACCAUAAUGUUCCAUUUGAGUUUAAGGUGCAGAGUGCUGUGGUCUGUGUUGAAAGCUUUCCUAAGGUCAAUAAAAAUGGCUAAGUGGAUAUUCAUUAUUUUCGAGAGCUUUAUAAAGGAACUUUAGCACUUUUAUACUUGCAUCAUUUGUGCUUUUAUUUAGUCUAGAUUGGGGUUUCCUGAGGUCACCAGUACUGAUCCUUAAUGAUUGAUGGGACUAUUGAAGAGGUUGAUAAAUGGCUGGGGUCAAAAUGGGGUCAGUAAAUGUCUGGGAAUGUUCUUUGAUUUGUGUAUCUGUGACCUUCCACCCUUUCCCUUGUCUCUCAUCUCUGCUGUCCUGGGAAGGAUAUACAGUGGACCCCCGCAUACCGUCGCCAUCACAUAACGUACAAUCCGCAUACCGCUCGCUUUUAUCGCAAAAAUUUUGCCUCGCAUACCGCUCAAAAACCUGCUCACCGCUCUUCGUCCGAGAUGCGUCCAAUGUGCGCCCUUAGCCAGCCUCACAUGUGCCGCUGGUGGCAUUGUUUACCAGCCUGCCUCCGCGGUAACAUCCAAGCAUACAAUCGGAACAUUUCGUAUUAUUACAGUGUUUUUGGUGAUUUUAUCAGCCAAAUAAGUGACCAUGGGCCCCAAGAAAGCUUCUAGUGCCAACCCUACAGCAAUAAGGGUGAGAAUUACAAUAGAGAUGAAGAAAGAUAUCAUUGAUAAGUAUGAAAGUGGAGUGCGUGUCGCCGACCUGGCCAGGUUGUACAAGAAACCCAAAUCAACCAUCGCUACUAUUGUGGGCAACAGAAAGGCAAUCAAGGAAGCUGUUCUUGCCAAAGGUUUAACUGUGUUUUCGAAACAGAGAUCGCAAGUGAUGGAAGAUGUUGAGAGACUCUUAUUGGUGUGGAUAAAUGAAAAACAGCUAGCAGGAGAUAGCGUUUCUCAAGCGAUCAUAAGCGAAAAGGCUAGGAAGUUGCAUGAGGAUUUAAUUAAAAAAAUGCCUGCAACUAGUGAUGAUGUGAGUGAAUUUAAGGCCAGCAAAGGUUGGUUUGAGAGAUUUAAGAAGCGUAGUGGCAUGCAUAGUGUGAUAAGGCAUGGUGAGGCUGCCAGUUCGGACCACAAAGCAGCUGAAAAAUAUGUGCAGGAAUUCAAGGAGUACAUAGACAGUGAAGGACUGAAACCUGAACAAGUGUUUAAUUGUGAUGAAACAGGCCUGUUUUGGAAGAAAAUGCCAAGCAGGACCUACAUUACUGAGGAGGAAAAGGCACUCCCAGGACAUAAGCCUAUGAAAGACAGGCUUACUUUGUUGAUGUGUUCCAAUGCUACUGGUGAUUGCAAAGUGAAGCCUUUAUUAGUGUAUCACUCUGAAACUCCCAGACCGUUCAGGCAAAAGAAUGUCCUCAAGGAGAAUUUGUGUGUGCUGUGGAGGGCAAACAGUAAGGCAUGGGUCACUAGGGACUUUUUCUAUGACUGGUUACACCAUGCAUUUGCCCCCAAUGUGAAAGAUUACCUAACUGAAAAGAAAUUAGAGCUUAAGUGCCUCCUGGUGUUAGACAAUGCCCCUGGUCAUCCUACAGACGUGGCAGAGCGACUUUAUGGGGACAUGAAAUUCAUUAAGGUCAAGUUUUUGCCUCCUAAUACCACUUCUCUCCUGCAGCCCAUGGACCAGCAGGUUAUUGCAAACUUCAGAAAACUGUACACAAAAGCUCUGUUCGAAAGGUGCUUUGUAGUGACCUCAGAAACUCAACUGACUCUAAGAGAGUUUUGGAGAGAGCACUUUAAUAUCCUCAAUUGUGUAAACCUUAUAGGUAAGGCUUGGGAGGGAGUGACUAAGAAGACCUUGAACUCUGCUUGGAAGAAACUGUGGCCCGAAUGUGUAGACAAAAGGGAUUUUGAAGGGUUUGAGGCUAACCCUGAGAGGAUUAUGCCAGUUGAGGAAUCCAUUGUGGCAUUGGGAAAGUCCUUGGGGUUGGAGGUUAGUGGGGAGGAUGUGGAAGAGUUGGUGGAGGAGGACAAUGAAGAACUAACCACUGAUGAGCUGAUAGAUCAACUUCAACAGCAAGAGGCCAGACCUGAGGAAACUGGUUCAGAGGAAGGGAGAGAGAAAUUGAAGAAGUUGCCUACUACAAAGAUUAAGGAAAUCUGUGCAAAGUGGCUUGAAGUGCAAACCUUCAUGGAUGAAAAUCACCCUCACACAGCUAUUGCAAGCCGUGUUGGCAACCUGUACACUGAUAAUGUUGUGAAACACUUUAGGGAAGUCAUAAAGGAACGAGAGGUACAGGCCACUAUGGACAGAUAUGUUAUGCGAAAGAAGUCCAGUGACUCUGAAGCUGGUCCUAGUGGCAUUAAAAGAAGGGAAGUAACCCCAGAAAAGGACUCGACACCUCAAGUCUUAAUGGAAGGGGAUUCCCCUUCUAAACACUAACACUCUCUCUUCCCUCCUCCCAUCCCAUCAAUCAUCACCAGAUCUUCAAUAAAAGUAAGUGUCAUGUAAUUGUGCAUGCCUUUUUCAGUUUGUGUGUAUUAAAAUUAACAUUUCAUGUGGUAAAAUUUUUUUUUUUUCAUACUUUUGGGUGUCUUGCACGGAUUAAUUUGAUUUCCAUUAUUUCUGAUGGGGAAAAUUCAUUCGCAUACCGACCAUUUCGCAUAACAGAGCCCUCUUGCACGGAUUAAAGUCGCUAUGCGGGGGUCCACUGUAUGUACGUGUAGUAUUCCAGUUUCACCUUCCAUACUCCCUCACCUCAAACUCUGAUAAAAUAGGCCUAUUUAAUCCUUUGACUGUUUUGGUUGUAUAUAUACGUCUUACGAGCCACCGUGUUUGAUGUAUUAAUGUGCAUAAAUUCUAGCGGCUUCGAAUCAUGCAGGAGAAAGCUGGUAGGCCCACAUGUGAGAGAAUGGGUCUCCAGGGUCAGUGUGCACUAUAUAAAAAAAAAUCGGGGAGCCAGUGGUGCAUUGUGGGAAUGCCAUUUCAAUAGUCCUUGUUCAGCAUGCCUAGCAGUAAGAAAUGUGUGACUCCCUGUCAAAUCUGGGACUCUACUCUUCCCAAGUGAUGCUCUAACACAGAUGGAAGUGUCAAUGAAGAUCAGUUUCAUGGUUUUGAGGAGUUUGUGACCAAAAGCAAUGCCCAGGAUACCAGAAGAAUGAAGGAGAAUGAGGGAGAGAAUGAGAGAGAGAAUGAUAGAAUGAGUUAGAAAGAUAAUUAGAUAGGAUGGAGGGGAAGCAAGCAUCCGACCCCAUUGUUUUGAUAGGCCGUAGGGGGAGUGAGUAAUUGAGACAAUAUCAUUUUGACAGCUGCCGACCCUGACUCGGAGCAAUUAGAAGUCCACACACUUGCACACAACACAAGCUUGAAGAUAAUAGCAGUUAUACGAAAGUAUCCAGUGACUAUAUAUGUGUAUAUAUAUUAUAGAAACCAGAAGGAAGGAAGAAAGGAAGGCAAGAAGGAAGGACAAGAUGAAAGGAAGGAGGGAAAAAAGUAAGGAAGGAAGGAAUGUAGGAAGGAAGGUAGGAAAGGAAUGCAGGAAGGUAGGAAGGAAGGAAUGAUGACACAUGACCAUUUACCUAGGAUAACUACCUAACACAAUUGCCUGCUAAUACUUUGAUGAAAACUGCUCAGAUGAGGUAUUUUGUCUUUGUACAUAAAAAAAAGGCCCACAAAAAUGCAGACACGCUCAUUUUAUGUGUGAGGAGUUUAAAACGCCAUUGUGCAUGAAACCAUGUUUCAAAGAGUUCCACAAGCUGCAGAACGUCUAGGAACAUGUCCAGUGACUGUAUAUUUGUAUAUACAUAUAUUAUAAAACAAUAAUAAUAAAAAAAUUUUGUAUUUGUGUAAACAAGUUUUGUAAACAAUAUAUUGAUAAUUAUGUUUGUGCGCUUAUUGUGUUGUAUACAACGAGUGUAUAUAUGUACAUUGCACCUUACUCUGGACUCGCAGGCCACAUAAGUAACCUGAAAAAAUAAAAUAGUGAAAAAACAAGAAACCUUGGAAUGCAAGUACAGUGGACCCUCGCCUAACGAUAUUAAUCCGUUCCUGAGAGCUCAACAUUAGGUGAAAUUAUCAUUAGCCAAAUUAAUUUUCCCCAUAAGAAAUAAUGGAAAUCAAAUUAAUCCGUUCCUGACACCCCAAAGUAUGAAAAAAAAAAAGAUUUUACCACAUGAAAUAUUAAUUUUAAUACACACAAACUGAAGAAGACAUGUACAAUUACAUGACACUUACCUUUAUUGAAGAUCUGGUGAUGAUUGAUGGGAUGGGAAGAGGGGAGAGUGUGGAUGGUGCUAAUGUUUAGAAGGGGAAUCCCCUUCCAUUAGGACUUGAGGUGUCAAGUCCUUUUCUGGGGUUACUUCCCUUCUUCUUUUAAUGCCACUAGGACCAGCUUGAGAGUCACUGGACCUCUGUCGCAUAACAUAUCUGUCCAUAGAGCUCUGUAGCUCCCAUUCCUUUCAGAUUUGUCUAAAAUGGGCCAUAACAUUGUCAUUGUAAUAGUCACCAGCACAGCUUGCAAUAGCUGUGUUAGGGUGAUUUUCAUCCAUAAAGGUUUGCAGUUCAACCCACUUUGCACACAUUUCCUUAAUCUUUGAAGUAGGCACAAUGGAUUCCACAACUGGCAUAGGCGUCUCAGGGUUAGCCCCAAACCCUUCAAAAUCUUUCUUAAUUUCCAUACUAAUUCUCGCCCUUUUUAUCACAGGGUUGGCACUAGAAGCUUUCUUGGGGCCCAUGGUGACUUAUUUUGCAGGUGCAAUCACUAAAAACGCUGUGAUAAUAUGAAAUGUUCCGAUAUGUUUGGAUGCGACCACGGUGGCUGGCUUGUAAACACUGGCACCCACGGGACAAGUGAGGCACGCUCAGGCCACACGUGUAUGCGUCUCGAACGGAAUGAAUCGCAUUGGGCGAGUUUUUUAGCACUAGCCGAGGCAAAAUUUUUGCGUUAAAAUGUAUCGCUAGGCGGAUUUAACGUUACGCAAUGCUUUCGUUAGGCGAGGGUCCACUGUAAACCAAAGUUUACCGGGUGAGCGGCAUUCGCCUCUGUUGCCAUACAUGGCUCAUUUUCUGCCAACUUUAUGCCUCUGUAUCUCGGUAAGUACUGAUUUAAAAAAAAUUUUUUUUUUUUUUUUUUUUUUGGGUUUAAAACAACCAGAAAAUUAUUCUUAACAUUUUCAUAAGAUUUUUUUUUUUUUUUUUUUUUUUGAAAAUUCUUCGACACCAGGAGACACUUCAGGAUUUGGGGUUGUGACAGUCAAAGGGUUAAAUCUUCACUGGCACGAAGAGAUUUUUAGUACGUACGUAUUUUUCAAAUUUACGGCAGUUAGUAGAAAGUGGAAAUAUUUCAGAUGGUGACCUGGAGAUAUACACAACACACCUUGACAAAUUAAGGGAAAAAUUUAAAGUAUGCUUUGAGGACCUAGAGAAAGUGCACGUGCCUGACUGGAUUCUUACAACAUUUGAUUUGGAAAUACAAAAUGCAGACAAUAACACUCAAUUGCAGGAAGAAUUUAUUGAUAUGACUAUGUAUCUCGAAACAAAAGCAUUGUUCAGAAGUAAAAGCUAAAGUGACUAUUGAAACAAUGUACAUAAAUACUGUUGCUAAAUACCCCUGGCUCUGUGCAGUGGUUGAGCCAUUUUUACUUGCUUAUCCAAGUUCUUACAUGGUUGUAGCUGGUUUUAGCCGUGCAAAUGCAACUGUAACUAAGCAGAGGAACAGACUGAACCUGGAAGGGUGUGGUGAGUCACCACUAAGACUCGCCAAUCUCUAACCAAAUAUCAGUGCCAUUGUUGAUGAUCAUCAGAUGCAUCCUUCCCAUUAAUUAUUAUUAUUAUAAUCAUAAUUAAAUGCUUAGCCCAUCCUUUCCAUUAAUGAUACCAGUUUCAGUAAAAAAGGGUAUGUUAAUUCUCAUAUUUUUCAUAACUUAAAUUUUACCUAUUUUUUAUUAAGUCAUUAUUAUUAUUAUUAUUAUUAUUAUUAUUAUUAUUAUUAUUAUUAUUAUUAUUAUAUACGAAUACCACCUGGUGGUUCACACGUACUCACUCACCCAUUUGACCAUAAACAGAAAUAUCAAUCUCAAUCUCAAAAUAAUGAAUCUUAACUAGUCAAAAGUUGGCCUGUGAUACUCCAAUACUGAAACUAUGUAUUGUGCCAAAACAAAAGCAUUCACAUUGCUAAACUCACAACUAGUAUUUAGUCACUUAGCCAUAAUACCAACUUAUCUCAUAAUUUGUAAUAUUUUAAACCUAAGAUUUAAUAUAAGUCUGCCCAAAAUGCCUAGCCAUGCUAGGUGUUCUACUGGUACACUCUGUAAUUAUUAUUUUACUACAUGUAAACCACACAAUAACCAAAUUCUGUAAACUCAGCAUUGUAAUACUUAUAGAGAAUAAAGUUUGAAUUUGAAUUUGAAUAGUGCUAUUAGUUAGCCCUUUGAGGGUUUGAGGGUUUCGGCCGUACUAGUACGGCUUACGACCCAGUGUUUUUGACGUACUAGUACGCCUAAAUUCUAGUGCCCUCAAAUCUAGUGGGAGAAAGCAGGUAGGCCUACAUAUGAAAGAAUGGGUCUAUGUGGUCAGUGUGUACAGUAUAAAAAAAAUCCUGCAGCACACAGUGCAUAAUGAGAAAAAAAAACUUGGACCGUUUUUUUUGGAAUAAAACAGCGACUUUGCACUGUAUUUUCGUAUGGUAUUUAUUGUUGUAUUCUAGUUUUCUUGGUCUCAUUUUAUGGAAUGGAAGACAUAUUACAGAAAUUGAGAUGAUUUUGACUGGUUUUACAAUGAAAAGUACCUUGAAAUUGAGCUCAAAGUAGCAGAAAUGUUCUAUUUUUACCAAAGUUCAAAAGUAAACAAAUCAUGCCAAGCGUCCAAUACACGUCAACUGGUGAGUCUAAUAUUCUUUCGCAAGUGCACCAAUAUUAUUUAUACCAUUUUUUACACUAAUGCAGUAGUCAGCAUAACAGUAAAUCUUCUAUUUUUUGUGAGAAUAAAAAUUCAAAGUGGAAAGCAAAAGAAUGUAAGAAGGGCGUUGGAAUGUGACUAAUGAACAGAGGAAAUGUCAUUUUAGUGCCAGGAAUGUCUUUCUUGUUUGUUCUGGACCCUAUUUGGAAAUUGGCAUCUUUUGAAAUUUGUGUGAAAUUGGCAAAAUUGCUAAAUUCUGACCAUUGUACUGGAUAGUUGAAAUUGGUAAAUGGGUGGUUUCUUGCACUCAUUCGAUAGAAAAAAUGGAGUUCUAGCGAAAUAUUAUUUUUUUUGUCGACUAGUACAGUGGAAUUGGCCAAAAAUGGGGCUCAAAGUGGGCAAAAUCGCCGAUGCUUAAACAUCGCUGAGACCGCUAACUUCGAAGAGUAUAAUUCCGUAAAUUUUUCAUCAAAUUUCAUAUUUUUGGUGUCAUUAUGAUCAGGAAAAGAUUCUCGAUCUUUUCAUAAGAAAAAAAUAUUUUUUUUUUAAAUUUGGCCGACCCUAAGAACGAGUCUCGGAGAGGGCCUGUCGACCCUCAAAGGGUUAAAGUAUUAUUUUUUAAAUAAUUUUCGUAUAAUGUCUGGGGAGUGAUGAACAAUUUAAAACUUCAUGAAGGGGUCAAUGAGCUGAAGAGUUUGGGGACCCCUGGUCUAAAUCAAACUGGCAGGGGUUGAGCAUAUUGAAUGACACUAGAAAAGAGCAUAAUCUCUUGUGAACUAGUUUUUCAAAGAUUUUGGAUAACAAUGGUAAAUUAGACAUAGGUCUAUACUUAUUUACAUCCGUUGGGUCUCCACCUAUGCAUACUGGGGUAACUCUUAGGAUCUUUAUUAUUAUCAGGAAAGUUGUUAGUUUCCAAAGAUUUGUUGAACAAUAUUGUAUUUUUGGGUGGAAGCACAUGAACUGCUCUUUUGAACAUUCGUAGUGGUACUUGUGUUAAGUUUCCUGACUUGUUUGUCAAUGAAUUGAUUAUCAAAGAAACCUCAGUAGGAUUAGUUAGAGCCAAAUAAAAAGGUUGUUGAGGAAACUUUCAACAAGGUAGUCACUCACCUGGGUAUUGUAUUGGGAUUUUGCUAGCUAGGCUUGAUUCUAUGGUAGAGAAGAAAUCAUUUAACAUAUUGGCUGUUUCAUCAAGCUGGAUGUUUAGUGCAUUGGGUUUGGUUGGGCAAUAUCACUGGUUUUGGUCAGUUUCCAAGAACCCAUGAUUGGAGUGUGCAUUCCAGGUCUUCUUCAUAUCACCUCUUUAUUUCAUUAAAUUUGCUAGUAUAAUACAGCCUCUCCUCACUUAAUGAUGGAGUUACAUUCCUGAGACCACGUCGUUAAACGAAUUUGUCACUAAGUGAGGAGCAUGCUUUAACCCUUUCAGGGUUUCGGCCGUACUAGUACGGCUUACGCACUAGGGUCCAUGACGUACUAGUACUCAUAAAUUCUAGCACUUUCAAAUCUAGUGAGAGAAAGCUGGUAAGCCUACAUAUGAAAGAAUGGGUCUAUGUGGUCAGUGUGUGCAGUAUAAAAAAAAAUCCUGCAGCACAUAGUGCGUAAUGAGAAAAAAGAACUUUGACCGUGUUUUUGGAUUAAGACAGUGACUUUGCACUGUAUUUUCGUAUGGUAUUUAUUGUUGUAUUCUAGUUUUCCUGGUCUCGUUGUAUAGAAUGGAAGACAUAUUACAGAAAUUAAGAUGAUUUUGACUGGUUUUACAAUGAAAAGUACCUUGAAAUUGAGCUCAAAGUAGCAGAAAUGUUCGAUUUUUACCAAAGUUCAAAAGUAAACAAAUCAUGCUAUGCGUCCAAUACACGUCAACUGGUGAGUCUAAUAUUCUUUCACAAGUGUGCUGAUAUUAUUUAUACCAUUUCUACACCAAUGCAGUAGUCUGCAUAACAGUAAAUCUUCUAUUUUUUUGUGAGAAUAAAAAUUCAAAGUGGAAACCAAAAGAAUGUAAGAGGGGCAUGGGGACUUGACUAAUGAAAGAGAAAAUGUUAGUGCCAGGAAUGUCUUUCUUGUUUAUUCUGGACCCUGUUCGGAAAUUGGCAUCUUUUGAAAUUUGUGUGAAAUUGGCACAAUUGCUAAAUUCUGACCACUGUAUUGGAUAGUUGAAAUCGGUAAAUGGGUGGUUUCUUUUACCCAUUUGAUAGAAAAAAUGGAGUUCUAGCGAAAUAGUUAUGAUUUUUGUCGACAAGCACACUGGAAUUGGCCAAAAAUAGGGCUCAAAGUGCGCAAAAUCGCUGAUGCGUAAACAUCGUCGAGACUGCUAACUUCGCGAGAGCAUAAUUCCGUAAGUUUUCCAUCAAAUUUCAUACUUUUGGUGUCAUUAUGAUCGGGGAAAAGAUUCUCUAUCUUUUCUUAAGAAAUUUUUUUUUUUUUUUUUUAAAUUUGGCCAGCCCUGAGAACAAGUCUCUGAGAGGGUCUGUCGACCCUGAAAGGGUUAAUUAAACAUGCAAGAUUUCAGGUACGUCUUGCUACUUCUACUUCCACUUAAGUCACCCUACACAUACAUGUACAAGCAAAUAUACACCUACCAUCCGACUUAAGACCUGCUCGACUUACGACCGUGUUUUUUAUGCCAAAUUUCUGGGAAGUAAACAACUAUUUGUGUUGUACACAGUGUUUAUCCUAAACCUUACAGUAUAAAAUACAGUACUAACAGCAUAAAAAGUAAAGUAUAAAACAUGAAAUACCAAAAUAAAACAAUGAAAUAAAGUCAUUACUAAAAUGUUUUGUUGAUAUUCAGUAGUAAAGUUCGACUUACGACCAUUUCGACUUACGACUGGUUUCUCGGAACCGAACUCAGUCGUAAGUCGGAUGGUAGGUGUAUAUACACACCCCUCUGGGUUUUCUUCUAUUUUCUUUCUAGUUCUUGUUCUUGUUUAUUUCCUCUUAUGUCUGUGGGGAAGUGGAACAGAAUUCUUCCUCUGUAAGCCAUGCGUGUUGUAAGAGGCGACUAAAAUGCCGGGAGCAAGGGCCUAGUAACCCCUUCUGUAUAAAUUACUAAAUUUAAAAAAGAGAAACUUUUCAUUUUUCUUUUUGGGCCACCCUGCCUUGGUGGGAUAUGGCCAGUUUGUUGAAAAAAAAAAUAAACAUUUAAAAUAACAUUUACUUACCUUUAUUGAAGCCUGUUGCUGGCAUCUGGAAGAUAGGAGGAGUGAGGGAGCACUUAUUGUUUGGAAGGGAAAUCCUCUUACAUAAAGACUUUAGUUAACAAGUCCUUAUCUGGGGUUACUUCCCUUCUUUGUCUUUUAAUGCCACUAGGACCAGCUUGAGAGUCACUGGACCUCUGUCGCACAAAAUAACUGUCCAGAGUCCUCUGUUUCUGGCGCCUCUUUAACAUUUCCCUAAAAUGGGACAUGGUUCUGUCACUGAACUUGUUGCAGAGAUGGCUUGUUUCAGCUUGCUCACCCCCUCAAGGAAGGUUCCUUGAUGUUGGUGAGGGGCUCUUGAUUUAGGGAAUUGGAUCUGUGCUCCAGUUCCCCGAAUUAAGCCUGAAUGCCUUCCACAUCCCCCCCCAGGCGCUGUAUAAUCCUCCGGGUUUAGCGCUUCCCCCUUGAUUAUAAUAAUAAUCAGCUUGCUCAGGGUGGUAUUUUUCCACAAAACUUUGCAACCUAUUCCACAUUCCACACAUGUCCCCAAUUACUGAAGAAGGCACUUCUUCCACUCCCUCUUCCUCCUCCUCUGAAGUAAGUUCCUCAACUGUGGUCUGAUGCUGUUCCAGAUGAAGCUCUUGCAGCUCUUCAGUGGUUAGCUCUUCCCUGUGGUCCUCCACCAACUCUUCCACAUCCUCGCCACUCACCUCCAACCCCAUGAACCUCCCCAAUGCCACAAUACCUUCCACAACAGGCAGAGGGUCGGCACACCCUCUCGUAUUUUUGUACUAUUUCUUUCUUCACUUCUAUGGUGUUUCUCACUUUCUUUACCAAAGGGGCGCCACUAGGAAGUUUCUUUGGACCCAUGGCAACUUAUUUCACAGUCUCACUCAAUAAACAGGCACCGAACACAAUGAAUUAAUUGUGAAAUGUUUGGAUGAGCAUGCAGGGUAAUGUUCACUCCAAGAUAAACAAGCAGCCAGACUGACUCAUGACACCUGCGCGGGGAGGCAUGCAGGCGGACAGGUCUGGUACGCGGAACGAAACACGGGGCACAGUGCGAAACUCGGGACAAAAUUUAGCCGAAAAAGCGGUUCUAAACUUGAAGCGUACAAUACUCAGGGCAGACAAAACUUGGGGUUCCACUGUACUACAUUAUUUAGGUAUGAAUAGUGGUCAUAGAGCCUGUCGUAAGUCCGAGGCUUUGGUAAACGAGUACGUCGCUAAGUGAGGAGAGGCUGUAUAGUUGUUCAGACUUCCUAUUAGGUUGAUAAGUACUGACGUAGUUUUUGGUUUGUUCUUUGGUUAUUAAACCUGUUCUAUAUUUUUAUUAUAAAUAUGUAUAUUUAUCAAUGGAUCUUAUUAUUAUUACUGUAUUACAUUCAUGGGGGAAACACUGAACCCAUAGGGGCCAAACAGUACCUCAGGGAAUUGAAGGCAUUCAGGCUUGAUUUAAGGAGUGGAACAUAGAUCCAAUUCACUAGAUCUAGAGCCCCUCACUAAGGAUGCUAUUUGUUAACCAUAGGCUACCUAGUCUCUCUGCUGUGAUUUGCAUAGUUUCAAUAGGAUAAUGUCUAUUGUAAAGGCUUUGUAUUUUUUUUGCAGAAAAAUUUUGACCCAUUCAUCAAUAAACUCCAUGCCAGUCAAUUUUACUUACUACCGUGGUGAAGUUAUUUAAUAUUUCAUCAUGGAGAUGAAAUGAGAUCAUAUUAGUUUUGAGUGGUAGCUUACAUAUGUUAGCUAUGAGGAAGGUGUGGUAGUGGAUUCAAGGAUCUAAGUCUAUCUUCAUAUGGGAGAUUCCUUAUAGAGUGAAUCAUUUUCAUCAUACUUCUCUAUGUUCUCCAAUGAAUUUAUAUCCAUCCUAUAGUAAGGAUAAGAUAAGAUAAAGUCAUUUUCUUUGUAAAGAUUAUAAUGUGUAAUUACAAUUUUGAUUUGCUAAGUACAAAGAUAGCCACUAUCAUGCCAGGGCAUUUUGGGCAGACUAAUCCUAAUACAUAGUAACUAAUUAAAACUAGCAAGAUAAUAAGUACAUAGUAACUAUACUUGAAACUAGACAAGAAGUAGUUGUUAAGUUAACUGUUUUACAAAUUUAUUUAAACUUAAUACAGGUGUGAGGUAGUAAGGUGUAGUAGGGUUUGGUAAAAUAAUCUUGAAAUUGCUCACAAAAUCUACAUUACAAGUAAUGGUUCAGGUGGUAAUAUUUUUUGGAUAGGCAGAAUUAAAAGUGUAGAGGUCACAUAAUAAAACUAAUUAGCAGAUGUUUUGGUCGAUUUGGUUAAUAUUGAGAGAUAAGAUGAUUUUUUAGCAAAGUCCUAAAUUUAUCAGUUGUCAGAGGAUCCUUGACCUGUUCUGUUAGUGAGUUCCAGAUCUUCGGGCCCUUUAUGUAUGUGCAUAGCAUUCUUGCAUAAUGAGAGACUGACUCGAGGGAUGUUGAAAAGUGCCUUAUGCCUUGUAUUGUGACUGUGCAUUCUGUUGUAACUGUCAAGGAGUAGCUUUAGGGGAGGGUUUACAGUGGAGUUUAAUGAUCUGUAUAUGUAGUAGGCACUGUAGUAGGUACUAGAGUAUAGUGGUACCAACACUUAUAUGGGUGUGAAGCAUGUGUUGUGAAUGCUGCAGAAAGGAGGAGGCUGGAGGCAGUGAUGUCAAGUUUAAGGGCAAUGUGUGGUGUAAAUAUAAUGCAAAGAAUUUGUAGUAUGGAAAUUAGGUGCAAGUUGCAAGAAGUACAGUGGACCCCCGGCAUACGAUAUUAAUCCGUUCCUGAGAGCUCAUCGUAUGCCAAAAUUAUCAUAAGGCGAAUUAAUUUUCCCCAUAAGAAAUAAUGGAAAUCAAAUUAAUCCGUGCAAGACACCCAAAAGUAUGAAAAAAAUUUUUUACCACAUGAAAUAUUAAGUUUAAUACACACAAACUGAAGAAGACAUGCACAGUUAGUAGUACUCUACUAACAAUAGAAUACAUGACACUUACCUUUAAUGAAGAUCUGGUGAUGAGUGAUGGGAUGGGAGGAGGGGAGAGUGUUGAAGUUGUUAUUGUUUAGCAGGGGAAUCCCCUUCCAUUAGGACUUGAGGUAGCAAGUCCUUUUCCGGGGUUACUUCCCUUCUUCUUUUAAUGCCACUAGGACCAGCUUGAGAGUCACUAGACUUCUGUCGCACAACAUAUCUGUCCAUAGAGGCCUGUACCUCUCGUUCCUUUAUGACUUUUCUAAAGUGGUUCACAACACUGUCAUUGUAAUAGUCACCAGCGCGGCUUGCAAUAGCUGUGUGAGGGUGAUUUUCAUCCAUAAAGGUUUUCACCUUUGUCCACAUUGUACACAUUUCUUUAAUCUUUGAAGUAGGCAACUUCUUCAAUUUCUCUAUCCCCUCCUCCGAAGCAGUUUCCUCAGGCCUGGCGUCUUGCUGUUGAAGAUGAUCUAGCAGCUCAUCAGUGGUUAGUUCUUCAUUGUCCUCCUCCACCAACUCUUCCACAUCCUCCUCACUAACCUCCAACCCCAAGGACUUCCCCAUUGCCACAAUGGAUUCCUCAACUGGCAUACGAUUCCCAGGGUUAGCCUUAAACCCUUCAAAAUCCCUUUUGUCUACACAUUAUGGCCACAGUUUCUUCCAAGCAGAGUUCAAGGUCCUCUUAGUCACUCCCUCCCAAGCCUUACCUAUAAGGUUUACACAAUUGAGGAUAUGAAAGUGAUCCUUCCAAAACUCUUUUAGGGUCAAUUGAGUGUCUGUGGUCACUUCAAAGCACUUUUGAAACAUAGCUUUUGUGUACAGUUUCUUGAAGUUGGAAAUGACCUGCUGGUCCAUGGGCUGCGGGAGAGGAGUGGUAUUAGGAUAAAAAACUUGACCUUAAUGAAGAUCAUGUCCCCAGAAAGUCGCUCUGCCAAGUCUGUAGGAUGACCAGGGGCAUUGUCUAAUACCAGGAGGCACUUAAGGACUAAUUUCUUUUCAGUUAGGUAAUUUUUCACAUUGGGGGCAAAUGUAUGGUGUAACCAGUCAUAGAAAAAGUCCCUAGUGACCCAUGCCUUACUGUUUGCCCUCCACAGCACACAAAUUAGCAUUGAGGACAUUGUUUUGCCUGAAUGCUCUGGGAGUUUCUGAGUGAUACACCAAUAAAGGCUUCACUUUGCAAUCACCACUAGCAUUGGCACACAUCAGAAGAGUAAGCCUGUCUUUCAUAGGCUUAUGUCCUGGGAGUGCCUUUUCCUCCUGAGUAAUGUAGGUCCUGCUUGGCAAUUUCUUCCAAAACAGGCCUGUUUCGUCGCAAUUAAACACUUGUUCAGGUUUAAAUUCUUCACUGUCUAUGUAAUCCUUGAAUUCCUUCACAUAUUUUUCAGCUUCUUUUUGGUCCGAACUGGCAGCCUCACCAUGCCUAAUCACACUAUGUAUGCCACUAUGAUUCUUAAAUCUUUCAAACCAACCUUUGCUGGCCUUAAAUUCACUCACAUUACCACUAGUUGCAGGCAUUUUUUCAAUUAAAUCCUCAUGCAGCUUCCUAGCCUUUUCACAUAUGAUCGCUUGAGAGAUGCUAUCUCUUGCUAUCUGUUUUUCAUUUAUCCACACCAAUAACAGUCUCUCAACAUCUAACACUUGCGAUCUCUGUUUCGAAAACAGACAUGCACCUUUUGCAAGAACAGCUUCCUUGAUUGCCGUUUUCUUGGCCACUAUAGUAGCGAUGGUUGAUUGGGGUUUGGUAUACAACCUGGCCAGCUCCGACACACGCACUCCACUUUCGUACUUUGCAAUUAUCUCUUUCUUCAUUUCCAUAGUAAUUAGCACCCUUUUACUCACAGGGUUGGCACUAGAAGCUUUCUUGAGGCCCAUGGUGACUUAUUUUGCAGAAACAAGUGCCAAAAACUCUGUGAUAAUAUGGAAUGUACCGAAUGUAUGCUUAGAUGCGAGCACACUGGCUGGCUUGUAAACAGUGGCACGCAUGGGGCAGUUCAGGCCACAUGUGGACGCGUCCCGGACGAAUCGCUUGUGGCGGGUUUUUUAGCGAGUGGCGAGGCAAAAUUUUUGCGUUAAAAUGUAUCGUAUACCGGAUUUAACAUAUACCGAUGCCAUCGAAUGCCGGGGGUCCACUGUAUUAUUCAGAGGGCUGAAGAAGGGUUGAGGUGGUUUGGUCAUUUAGAGAGGAUGGAGCAAAAUAGAAUGACUUGGAAGGUGUAUAAAUCUGUAGUGUAGGGGAGGAGGGGUAGGGGUCAUCCUAGGAAAGGAUGGAGGGAGGGAGGUAAAAGCAGGCGACAUGUGUGAGCAUGUUAGAUAGAAGUGAAUGGAGAUGAGUGUGAGCAGGGUAAUAUUUUGUGAAGGGAUUCAGGGAAACUAGUUAGUUAGACUUGAGUCUUGGAGGUGGGAAGUACAGUGCUUGCACUUUAAAAGAGGGGGUUUGGAAUAUUGGAUGUUUGGAGUGACAUCUGAAUUGUCAUGUCUGGGCACCUCUGCAAACACAGUGAUUAUGUGUGAAUGAUGGUGAAAGUGUUUCAUUUUUGGGUCAUCAUGCCUUGGUUGGAGACAGCCAGUGUGUUAAAAAAAAUUUGCACUAUAAUACAUUAAGUGCACAGUAGAGCCAGGCAUAAAAUUUUUUUUAUAUAAGUAUAGUAGUAUGUUAGUAGACAGCAAGCACCAUGGAAGGUACUACCAUCCUGCCAAGUGAGUGUAAAACGAAAACCUGUAAUUAUUUUACAUGAUGGUAGGAUUGCUGGUGUCUUUUUUCUGUCUCCUAAACAUGCAAGAUUUCAGGUACGUCUUGCUUCUUCUACUUACACUUAGUUUACACUACACAUACAUGUACACGUUUAUGUGUACACACUCAUCUGAGUUUUCUUUGAUUUUAUCUUAAUAGUUUUUGUUCUUAUUGCUUUUCCUUUUAUAUCCAUGGGGAAGUGGAAUAAGAAUCUUUCCUCCAUAAGCCACGCGUGUUGUAAAAUUCAACUAAAAUGCCGGGAACAACAGGCUAGUAACCCCUUUUCCCAUAUAGCCUACUAAAAAGAAAAAGAAGAAAACCAUCAAAGUAGUGCAAAAGGAGAGCAGAUGAUAGAGUGGGAGAGGCACUGUCAAGAAAUUUUGAUGAAAAUAAGAAAAAAAAUUUGAAGUGAGAUAAACAAGUUAAGAAAGCCUAGGGAACGAAUGGAUUUGUCAGUUAUAAAUGGAGUAGUGGAGUUAGUAGAUGGGGAGCUGGAGGUAUUGAGUAGAUGGCAGGAAUAUUUUGAGGAACUUUUAAAUGCCAAUGAAGAAAGGGAGGCAGUAAUUUCAUGUACUGGCCAGGGAGGUAUAGUAUCUUUUAGGAGUGAAAGAGAGCAGGAUGUGAGUGUGGGGAGGUGCGUGAGGCAUUACGUAGAAUGAAAAGGGGUAAAGCGACUGGAACUGACGGGAUCAUGACAGAAAUAUUAUCAGCAGGGGGGGAUAUAGUGUUGGAGUGGUUGGUAUUUUUGUUUAAUAAAUGUACGAAAGAAGGGAAGGUACUUAGGGAUUGGCAGAGUGCAUGUAUAGUUCCUUUAUAUAAAGGGAAGGGGGACAAAAGAGAUUGUAAAAAUUAUAGGGAAGGAGGUGAAUGUAUUCAGAUAUUUGGGAGUGGACGUGUCAGUGGAUAGGUCUAUGAAAGAUGAGGUGAAUCAUAGAACUGAUGAGGGGAAAAGGGUGAGCGGUGCACUUAGGAGUCUGUGGAGACAAAGAACUUUGUCCUUGGAAGCAAAGAGGGGAAUGUAUGAGAGUAUAGUUUUACCAACGCUCUUAUAUGGGUGUGAAGCAUGGGUGAUGAAUGUUGCAGCGAGGAGAAGGCUGGAGGCAGUGGAGAUGUCAUGUCUGAGAGCAAUGUAUGGUGUGAAUAUAAUGCAGAGAAUUCGUAGUUUGGAAGUUAGGAGGAGGUGCGGGAUUGCCAAAACUGUUGUUCAGAGGGCUGAGGAAGGAUUGUUGAGGUGGUUUGGACAUGUAGAAAGAAUGGAGUGAAACAGAAUGACUUCAAGAGUGUAUCAGUCUGUAGUGGAAGGAAGGCGGGGUAAGGGUCGGCCUAGGAAAGGUUGGAGGGAGGGGGUAAAGGAGGUUUUGUGUGCGAGGGGCUUGGACUUCCAGCGGGCAUGCGUGAGCGUGUUUGAUAGGAGUGAAUGGAGACAAAUGGUUUUUAAUACUUGACGUGUUGUUGGAGUGUGAGCAAAGUAACAUUUAUGAAGGGAUUCAGGGAAACCGGCAGGCCGGACUGGAGUCCUGGAGAUGGGAAGUACAGUGCCUGCACUCUGAAGGAGGGGUGUUAAUGUUGCAGUUUAAAAACUGUAGUGUAAAGCACCCUUCUGGCUAGAUAGUGAUGGAGUGAAUGAUGGUGAAAGUUUUUCUUUUUCGGGCCACCCUGCGUAGGUGGGAAUCGGCCAGUGUGUUAGUAAAAAAAAAAAAAGUUUACUGAGUAUACCAGGAAAAGCAUACGGUAGGGUUAUUAUAGAAAGAAUUAAGAGAUAAGACAGGGUAGGAUUGCGGAUGAGUAAGGAGGCUUUAGAGUGGGUAGGGGAUGUGUAGAUCAAGUAUUUACAUUGAAGCAUAAAUGUGAACAGUAUUUAGAUAAAGGUAGGGAAGUUUUCAUUACAUUUAUGGAUUUAGAAAGGGCAUAUGAUAGAGUGGAUAGGGGAGCAAUGUGGCAAGUAUAUGGAAUAGGUAGUAAGUUAUUAAAUGCUGUAAAGAGUUUUUAUGAGGAUAGGCUCAGGUUAGGGUGUGUAGAAGAGAGGGAGACUAGUUCCCGGUAAAAGUAGGUCUUACACAGGGAUGUGUAAUGUCACCAUGGUAGUUUAAUAUAUUUAUAGAUGGGGUUGUAAAAGAAGUAAAUGCUAGGGUGUUGGGGAGAGGGGUGGGAUUAAAUUAUGGGGAACCAAAUAUGAAAUGGGAGUUGACACAGUUACUUUUUGCUGAUGAUACUGUGCUUAUGGGAGAUUCUAAAGAAAAGUUACAAAGGUUAGUGGACGAGUUUGGGAGGGUGUAUAAAGGUAGAAAGGUAAAAGUGAACAUAGAUAAGAGUAAGGUGAUGAGUGUAUCAAAUGAUUUAGAUAAAGAAAAAAUGGAUAUCACAUUGGAGAGGAGUAUGGAAGAAGUGAAUAUUUUCAGAUGUUUGGGAGUUGAUGUGUCAGCGGAUGGGUUUAUGAAGGAUGAGGUUAAUCAUAGAAUUGAUGAAGGAAAAAAGGUGAGUGGUGCAUAGAGGUAUAUGUGGAGACAAAAAACAUUAUCUAUGGAGGCAAAGAAGGGAAUAUAUGAAAGUAUAGUAGUACCAACUCUCCUAUAUGGAUGUGUAGCUUGGGCUGUAAAUGCUGCAGUGAGGAGGCAGUGGAGAUGUCCUUUCUAAGGGUAAUGUGUGGUGUAAAUAUUAUGCAGAAAAUUCAGAGUGUGGAAAUUAGAAGGUGUGAAGUUAAUAAAAGUAUUGGUAAGAGGGCUGAAGAGGGGUUGUUGAGGUGGUGUGGUCAUUUAGAGAGAAUGGAUCAAAGUAGAAUGACAUAGAGAGGUUCCUUGAAAAGGUUGGAGGGAGGGGCUAAAGGAGGUUUUGUGGGAGAGAGGCUUGGACUUCCAGCAAGCGUGCAUGAGCAUGUUAGAUAGGAGUGAAUGGAGAUGAAUUGUUUUUGGGGCCUGACAAGCUGUUGGAGUGUGAGCAGGGUAAUAUUUAUUGAAGGGAUUCAGGGUAACUGGUUAUUUUUACAUAGCCAGACUUGAAUUCUGGAAAUGGGAAUUACAAUGCCUGCAUUUUACAGGAGCGGUUUGGGAUAUUGACAGUUUGGAGGGAUAUGUUAUAUCUUUAUACAUGUAUAUGCUUCUAAACUGUUGUAUUUGGGCACCUUUGCAAAAACAGUGAUUAUGUAUGAGUGACAUGAAAGUGUUGAAUGAUGAUGAAAGUAUUUUCUUUUUGGGUCACCCUGCCUUGGCGGGAGACGGCUGACUUGUUGGAAAAAAAAAGUAUAAAUAACAUGAAUGUACAGUAAACAAACCAUACAAUGAGUGGGGAUAGAAUCUGCGGUCAGAGAGUCAUAACACUCCAGACCAACGUGUUAGCCACUGGGCUCGCCAGGUACAAUAAGAUUCAUCCAACUAGGUAUAUUUAUAAACCAUAGGAAGAUUAGUAUAGGCACAGAUGAAUCUCCCACCAGUGUGGCCGUGAUGAGCUCUAGCUCGAAUCCCCUCAAAGCUAUCAUCAUGACUCACAAAUUGUGAUGACACAAAUGCAAACAAACCAUACCAAGGGUAGGGAUAGAACUCAUGGUUGGUCUGGGGUUUUAUGAAUGACCGUGAGUUCCAUUGCUGGCCGUGGUAUGGUUUGUUUGCAAUCGUGUCAUUACGAUUUUGUAAGUCAUGAUGAAGGCUUUGAGGGGACUCGAGCUAGAGUUCAUCAUGGCCACACUGGUAGGAGAUUCAUUUGUAAAAACUUCCAUUUGUGGCCACAGUGUGCUUAUGCUAACCUUCCUAUGGUGUAUAAAUAUACCUAGUUGUAUUAGUGGCAUGCCAAAAAGCAAGGCCUUCCUAUGCUAGAUAAAACCCAGUCUUGGGCAAAAUGUUGUAUUAAAAGAAUCCUCUGCUAGUGAAGUUGUUGGAGUUAGAGCAGCAAUCCUUAUCAAGGCAAUUAAUGUUGCUCUUUAGGUUAUAGUAGGAAUAGAAAUAAAUUAGAUCACCCUUUUUUGCCAAGUUCUUAAUGAAACUCAGUUUUUUAACUACUGUAUUUGUAUGAUUAUCAAUAAAAAAACAAUUUUCUAGCAAUAGAUUUUAUUAAUUUACAAUUCUGAAAUGUAAAUAAAAUGUGCUUGAAAAGCAAAAAUUCUUUGGAUAGGUAGGUUCAAUGUGUGCUGGAACAUUAUACAGUUUAGCAGGUGGGUAUUGAUAUGAGUGAAUCUGUUAGGACAAUAAUUUUAUUUAAUUUCUCAAAGGAUUAUGGCCAGGUGCUCCAUGCACACAAGAGGUAGAAUAUAUCACAAGCCAUUAAGACACCGAUGAUGAAGCAAACAUGUAGGACCACAAAUAUUAUGUAAGAGCAUUACUGUUUUUUUUUUUUUUUUUUUCUUGCCAUAUUUUAUUACCAAUAGUAUUUAAGCACUCAACACCAGCAUAAUAUAACCCAG